AUGGAGUUUUAUCUAGCCCUGGUUCUGCUACUUCAUACGGCACAGGGAGAGACACACACAGAAAGUUGUAAAGAAAUAUUACAAGGGUAUCUAACAGGACAACUGUCGUCUGCUCUAGGAGCACAUCAAGUAGAAGUUUUAAGACGGGAAUUCAAAAGUUUCACUGACGUCAUUGAGACAUCGAUGAAGAAGUUCAAAACGCAGGUGAACGCUACCAUACAGAAUGAAUUGACUCAAGUUAGAGGAAACAGAAACGUUGUAUAUACGAGAUGGGGAAAGCCAAUUUGUCCCUCCAACGCAAAAUUAGUUUAUUCGGGUUUCGCCGGGGGAUCACAUUAUAAUUCUAAAGGAGCGGCUGUAGACCCUCUUUGUUUACCGAAGGAUCCAGAGUGGGGGAACUACAUUGAUGGAAAAGAUGGGGCUAAGGCUUAUGUAUAUGGAGCAGAGUACGAAACGAGUACCUUCACUAGUCGCUAUGCAUCAUUAAAUCACCAUGAUGUGCCAUGUGCUGUUUGCCUUGUUCAAAACAGAUCCAUUGUGAAAGUAUUUCCUGCAAGAAAAAACUGUUACAAAGGCUGGAAUCUCGAGUACCAGGGUUACCUAAUGGCUGGAUAUAAUAAUCACCAGGCUGGUACAACAUACAAGUGUAUGGACAAGAAUCCUGACACCUUACCUGGCGGCCAUUCUAUAAAAUAUGGCUCCCUUUUUUAUUUUGUAGAAGGUCGCUGUGGUUCAUUGAAAUGUCCACCAUAUGUUGAGGGAAGAGAACUAGUUUGCGCUGUUUGUUCUAAAAAAUAAAGA
Saccostrea echinata is the source of this 801-nucleotide messenger RNA. RefSeq lists its product as uncharacterized. The transcript has 4 exons. The record is from RefSeq and is a predicted model, not a curated record. Bases 1 to 798 code for a protein of 265 amino acids. NCBI's taxonomy places the organism in Eukaryota, Metazoa, Mollusca, Bivalvia, Ostreida, Ostreidae.